GGGUAUAUAAAGCUAUCCACCAAAAUGAAAGAGCAUCAUUCGGUCCUAGUUCACCAGAGUAGCAGACUCCCAAAUCCUCUAAGUAGACAUCAUGAAGUACUUUGUUGCUGUGGUUCUUUUGGCUGUGUUUGCUGUAGUUUCAGCGCACAUACCUGCACUCAAUGAUAAAAUUUCGGAAGAAAAUAAACAAUCAAAUAUAGAAAAAAGAUCACUUGAAGUUAAAGAUGGGGAAAUAGAUUUUGUUUCUGAAGCUGAGGAAGGAUCUAAAAAAUUGACUGAACGAAACAAAAGAACUGUACUCUAUACAGCACCAGUUGCCUACACUGCUUAUUCCUCACCGUAUGCUUAUGCCCGAAGUUAUGGCUACCCUUACGUUGCUUCCCCUUAUGUUGCUUCCCCUUAUGUAGCUUCCCCUUAUCGUAGUUACCCUUACGUCUACAACAGCCCUUACUACUUUUAAAUUAACCCCUAAUAUGAACAUACGAAUAUUGUGUUCAUAAUAAUCAUGUAAAAAAAAACCUAACUUUGGGAUAACACGACAUGGCAUAUCAUAAAAAGUGUAUAUUGUUCUUCUUAUUUCUCAUUAGAUUCCCUUAAUGUGGCGAAUAAAGAUCUACUUUUUAUAAAAUUAAGGAUUAAGCAAGCUAAUUGAUAAUGUAUGUAGUUUAUAUAAAUACAAACGGGUAUAUCAAA
Messenger RNA from Polistes dominula (European paper wasp), 693 nucleotides. RefSeq lists its product as uncharacterized. The record is from RefSeq and is a predicted model, not a curated record. Lineage: Eukaryota; Metazoa; Arthropoda; Insecta; Hymenoptera; Vespidae.